CUCAAAGGGGUGGCUAAUCAAAACUAGAACUAAUAAGCUAUGUAAUGACAGGAAAACAAGCCCCACAAGCCAAAAGAUGAGCAGCCAGCGGGGCAAUGUGAGCCGCACACGUGCGCAGAAGCACAAGAAUCGGCAUGUCUUUAAGAACGAUCUGCACGACAAGACGCCGCAGCAGCUGCGCCUGAAUGCGAUGCACGUGUCGACGGUGUGCCAGCGGUGCAAGGAGCAGAUCGAGUGGAAGAUCAAGUACAAGAAGUACAAGCCGCUGACGCAGGCCAAGACCUGUGCCCACUGCAAGGAGCGGACGGUGAAGAAGGCCUACCAUGUCGUCUGUCGCGACUGCGCCAUCAAGGCGCACGCCUGCGCCAAGUGCCUGCGCAGCGCCAGCGAGGUGGCCAUCGAGGAGCCCCAGCCGACGCCGCGCGAGGAGCAGCAGCUGCAGUCGGAGAUGGAUCGCCUGGUCAAGUCCUUCUCGGAGCGCAAGCGGCGCGCCUUUCUGCGCUACAUGAAGCGAGGCAAGAAGCAGCCGAAGGGCGAGGAUGAGGAGCAGCAGGAUGAGGAGCUGGACGAGCAGCAGCUGGCCAGCCGGGAGAAGGCCAAGCGGGUGGCCCACACGCGCGACGAGCUGCUGGACAAGAUCAAGCAGCUGAAUCUGGCCGCAGAGGAGGAGGAUGAGGACGAAGAUGACUCGGAAUUCGAUUCGGAGGAGGACGAGGAUGACUCCGAGUUCGACUCCGAGGAGGAGGAGGAUGAGGCGGAGGACGGCAGCGAGGAAGAGCCACAGAAAGCAGUACCCAAAACCCCCACCAAACCGAAAUAA
Drosophila takahashii is the source of this 820-nucleotide messenger RNA. RefSeq lists its product as uncharacterized. The record is from RefSeq and is a predicted model, not a curated record. NCBI's taxonomy places the organism in Eukaryota, Metazoa, Arthropoda, Insecta, Diptera, Drosophilidae.